ACCAGGGUGAAAGGUCAGGCGCGCGCGGCACUCCCAACAUGGCGGCGGCCAGCGCGGGGGCGGCGCGCAGCCCGGGACCCUCGGCGAGGACGGAAGCCCGAGCCCGGCACCCGGCGCCCGGGCGACCCGCGCGGCUACCCCCGCUGCUGGUGCUGCUGGCGGCGGCGGCGGCGGCGGCGGCGGGGUCGGGCGCGAGCGGCGCGGCGCGCCUGUACCGCGCGGGCGAGGACGCCGUGUGGGUGCUGGACAGCGGCAGCGUGCGCGGGGCCACGGCCAACAGCUCGGCCGCGUGGCUCGUGCAGUUCUACUCGUCGUGGUGCGGCCACUGCAUCGGCUACGCGCCCACCUGGCGAGCCCUGGCGGGGGACGUGCGAGACUGGGCUGCUGCCAUCCGCGUCGCCGUCCUGGACUGCGCGGAAGAAAGAAACCAUGAGGUGUGCCGCGCCUAUGACGUCCACUUCUACCCCACCUUCCGGUACUUUAAAGCAUUUACAAAGGACUUUACAAGUGGAGAAAAUUUUAAAGGGCCCGAUAGAGAGCUGCAGACAGUGAGGCAGACGAUGAUUGACUUCCUGCAGAACCACACUGGCAGCGACAGGCCUCCCGCGUGCCCGCCUUUGGGCCCCGCCUGGCCUGGAGACCUCCUGUCCCUCUUUGACAACCGUGCCGGCCGUUACGUGGCGAUCCUAGUUGAAAGCAACGGCUCCUACAUCGGGCGUGAGGUGAUUUUGGACCUGAUUCCGUAUGAGAACAUCGUGGUGAAGAGAGUGCUGGACACGGAUAAGGCCUUUCUGGAGAGACUCGGUGUUUCUUCUGUUCCUUCCUGUUACUUGAUUCACCCAAAUGGGUCACAUGGAUUAAUUAACGUUGGGAAGCCUCUCCGGUCAUUUUUCUCCUCUUAUCUGAAGUCAUUGCCGGAUGUGAGGAAAAAGUCACUUUUGUUGCCUGGAAAGCCGAAUGCAGAGGAACAUCCUGAAGUUGUGGUUUGGAGAGAAUUUGACAGGUCGAAACUGUACACGGCAGACCUCGAGUCAGGGCUGCACUACCUCCUGAGGGUGGAGCUGGCCGCCCACCAGUCCCUGGCCGGGGCCGCGCUGAAGACACUCAAGGACUUUGUGACUGUCCUCGCCAAGCUGUUCCCCGGGAGGCCGCCCGUCAGGAGGCUGCUGGAAACGCUGCAGGAGUGGCUGGCCAGCCUUCCCCUGGACAGGAUCCCCUACAAUGCCGUCCUCGACCUGGUCAACAACAAGAUGCGGAUUUCUGGAAUAUUCCUUAUGAAUCACAUAACAUGGGUUGGAUGUCAAGGAAGCCAACCAGAACUGCGGGGCUACACGUGUUCUCUCUGGAAACUGUUCCACACUUUAACCGUUCAAGCCGGGACCCACCCAGAAGCGCUGGAUGGCACAGGCCUUGAAGACGACCCCCAGGCAGUGCUGCAGGCUGUCAGGAGGUACAUCCGCACCUUCUUUGGGUGUAAGGAGUGUGCUGACCAUUUCGAGGAAAUGGCUGAAGAAUCCAUGGACUCUGUGAAAACCCCAGACCAAGCGAUUCUCUGGCUUUGGAGGAAACAUAAUGUGGUGAACAGCCGCCUGGCAGGCCAUCUGGGUGAGGACCCCAAGUCUCCAAAGGUCCCGUGGCCCACUCCCGACCUCUGCCCAGCCUGCCAUGAGGAAAUUAAGGGCCUGGACAGCUGGAACGAGGGCCAGGUGCUCCUGUUCUUGAAGCGGCACUAUAGCAGCGACAACCUCGUGGACACAUAUUCUGCAGCCCUGGGCGAUGCCAGCCAAGGUGUGGCGCAGGGGAGAGGCCGCACUUCCCUGGAGAGGCCUCGCAGAGACCAUGGUGCCGGGAGUCUCCGUCCGCCCAGACCCCACCCAUCAGUGACGCUCGAGAGUCUUAGCGGGGCUGCCGUGCCCUUCCUGGGCGUGGGCUUCUCCAGCCUGGACAUGAGCCUCUGUGUCGUGCUUUAUGUGGCCUCAUCCUUGUUCCUGAUGCUGAUGUACUUUUUCUUCCGGGUGCGGUCCAAACGAUGGAAAGUCAGACACCACCCGGCCGUGUAGGACUGAGCGAGACCUCAGUGCGCCUUUGGAAAUGAGCCCUACCGUGCCACCUGCAGCUUUAAUAUUUAAGUUCAGGGAUUUUACAAACAAGUUGGGUGUGGCUCCACAUCGUGUGGUGCUUCUGGCCCCUGGGUUUUGUUUCAGAGACGGGCUGGCCUCUGUCUGGGACUGUCUGCAUGCCUGGAAACCCCGGAUGCCUUUACAGACCCUAUAGCAAAAGGACUUCUGUAUGUUUACUCUUCUAGGCCAAAAACCUGGAGUGGGAAUCCAGGCCAGAGGCACAGAAUUUGUCCUGCCCACCCCACUCUCAUCUCACAUUUACUACAUGGCCCAUCCUGUUCUGCAAGGCUUGGCUUGGGAUUUGGAGAACAAUUGAGCCCUUCCCCCAACGGGGUGCUACAGGGCCAUCGUGCAGCCAGGCUGGAGCAGAGCCAGAGCAGGUACCCUCCGGAUGCAACCCCUUCCUGGCUGCUCCCUGAAGCCACUCGUGUUCUCAGGGAUGCGUUUGGUGUUUGGUUGUUUCUGCUCAAGUCCCAGAACAUCCCCUCAGGCAGGCCCUGCCGCAGCUCCGCACCAGGAAGGGGCCUCUGGGCUCCUGCGCACUGUGCUCCUGCGGAGCUUUACUCCGACCAGGCCUGGGCAAGGGGCAGGGGAGCCCACAGGUAUGUGGGUUUGCUGCAUUUCAAGAAACAGCCACAGAGGCCUCAUGAAGAGACCUGGGGUUAGAAGGGGCAGUAUGGUAGCCUGUUUUAUGCUGAGGUAGUGCCUUCAUUUGUUAAUCUGGUGAUGAGAGCACUGUCCCAACCUGCCUGUCCUUGCCAAGCACUCUGGGCAUCCCUGCCGGGGGGCCGAAAAGACCAAGGGGUGGUCUACUUUUCCAGGGACGGGGUUCCCAGGGGGUCUCUAAAGGAGCCCUUAGUCCACUGGGUGGCUCACCAUCUGGCAUCUGCAGGCACCGCUUUUUAACUAACAAAGGUUCAUAACCAGGGGUUCAGUGGACACCCAUGGUCUCUGUGCACAUUUAAGAUCAAACUUCAUUUGCCUGAAGCUGUUUUACAAAGGAUCCUGGCACAGGGCCCAUUCUUCCAGGCUUUGGUCAUUAAUUUUGUACCAUUAAAUGAUUUUAACACAUUAUUUGUAAAACCCAAAACAUUUAGAGGUAAAUUGGCCUCUGAAGGUGUACAUGAACACACGCACGCACACGCACACACGCUCUGCCUGGGUAUGCACCCACUGAUACCCUCUGUGGCCGCUGGUUCCUGUCACGAGCUCAGCUGCAGCCACACACCAGCAAGUGUGUGCAUCACCAGGAGACUGUGAACGGCUUUUCCGCUUUGCCUGGUUCAUACCUGUCUGCUUGGGGUAUAUUUGUAAGACUCCUGCAACAUCAGUGUCACUGUCGUGGUCUGGGGAAACCAGACAGCCUAGUCCUGCAGCACUGGGGUCAGAGGGGAGCAGGCGGCGCCAGUCAGAAGCCACCUGUCACCAGAGGUGUCUUCUUGCUGAUGCUUUUUUACCCAUCGAAGACUGUGAUGUAAGACCCGUGAUCUUGUCUGCACAGCUAGUUGUAUGUCCGGGUUAUUGAAGACCUCAUACUGUUUCUUUUCAACUUGAAACUGGAGACAGCUUUACACACAGAAUUCCAAGGGAAAUAUGUAGAACCAUUCAUUACACUGCCUUUUGGUUCACGUCGAAUGUCUUUCUCCUGAAGCGAGUAGCCGGUGUGACCCCGGAUGAAGGUGCCGUGUGCCAUCCUGUGCGGCAGUCCUGGCUCUCCAGGGACACAACCGUUGACGCUGGAGGUUACCACUGCUUGACAGACAAGCUUACGGCUUCCUGAUGGGCAGGGUUUCUGUGGACCGUUGGUGGUCAGGGACAGCUAAGGGCUGGGGGCCGCGGGAAGUGUGUCUCAUGUACACGUGUGGACACUGUUGCUCACCUCGUGUGGCCUGCUUAGAACUGGACACUACCUUUAGGCGGGGUUUCAGGUCUGUUUUCUGAAGUUGUAAGUAUUGAGACUAAUGAAUAUAAUAGUUUGGUAAUUUAAAUGUGUAUUUAUUUUUAAUGGAAGGAUUUUGAUUAAAAAGAAGCUAAUUGAUACAGAAAUGUCAGUGACAUUUCUCCGUACAAGGAAGGUGAACAUUUUGUAUUUAAACUAUAAUGUGCACAUUUUAAAAAUAAAGAAAUCUGAUAUUCGAAA
Molecule: messenger RNA, 4260 nt
Organism: Manis pentadactyla (Chinese pangolin)
Lineage: Eukaryota; Metazoa; Chordata; Mammalia; Pholidota; Manidae
Gene: QSOX2
Product: quiescin sulfhydryl oxidase 2
Exons: 12
Coding region: 39-2060 (673 amino acids)
Biological process (GO): protein folding
Cellular component (GO): Golgi membrane
Molecular function (GO): protein disulfide isomerase activity; flavin-dependent sulfhydryl oxidase activity
Source: RefSeq, a predicted model, not a curated record